Messenger RNA from Pleurotus ostreatus (oyster mushroom), 717 nucleotides. RefSeq lists its product as uncharacterized. The record is from RefSeq and is a predicted model, not a curated record. Gene Ontology annotation, cellular component: nucleus; cytosol. NCBI's taxonomy places the organism in Eukaryota, Fungi, Basidiomycota, Agaricomycetes, Agaricales, Pleurotaceae. Gene Ontology annotation, molecular function: protein-N-terminal asparagine amidohydrolase activity; protein-N-terminal glutamine amidohydrolase activity. The transcript is spliced from 5 exons. The coding region runs from base 1 to 717 and encodes 238 amino acids.
AUGGCUGGUUGCUGUGCGUGUCCUCCUCCGUUGCCUGCAGAAUUCAAGUCCACGGCCUUCUGGUGCGAAGAGAACGUUUAUCUCCUAAUCCAGCGAUUUCUUCUAUCACACCAAAUCUCUGCGUCCUGCGAUAUUUUUGCAAUCAUCAUAUCGAAUGUUGACAAGUCCGUAGCUCUAUGGAACCAGAAGCUCGCACAGCAGGAUCUAUACCCAGUCGUAUGGGAUUACCAUGUCGUGAUGGCUCUGCGUCUGCGCACGGCACCUUCGUCGGAGGUACAGCAAUCCGAGGGUGCUGAUGAUCAGGGUGAUACCGCGGGCGCAAUAUGUCGCUGUUGGGUGUACGACUUUGAUACACGCCUGGGCUUACCGUGUCCUGCGGAGAAAUAUAUCACCCAAUCAUUCUGUCCGUGCCCUGCACGAUUCCAAAGUAUGUUCAGAGUCGUACCUGGCCAGGAUUACAUCGAUUACUUUGCAAGCGAUCGAUCACAUAUGCUAUCGCCCUCAUCGUCACAAUUGCAAAUCAAAGGCCAACGGCCAGAAUAUUCGAAGCCUCCGCCAGACUAUCCGUGUCUGGUUGGGAAGAAGGCUGCUGAAGCGGGUGUCACUAACAAUCUCAUGCAAUCUUUCGUCGCUAUGGAUGCACAGGGCUUAGGAACAAUGUACGGGCGAGUUCUUACACUGCAGGAAAUGGUGCAUUGGAUUUCGGUUGUACAGUAG